Molecule: messenger RNA, 2321 nt
Organism: Salvelinus sp. IW2-2015
Lineage: Eukaryota; Metazoa; Chordata; Actinopteri; Salmoniformes; Salmonidae
Product: amyloid beta precursor like protein 1
Biological process (GO): central nervous system development; axonogenesis
Cellular component (GO): plasma membrane; Golgi apparatus
Molecular function (GO): alpha-2A adrenergic receptor binding; transition metal ion binding; alpha-2C adrenergic receptor binding
Source: RefSeq, a predicted model, not a curated record
UUGGCCAUGGCUGAGGUGAAUGGACCGGGGCCCCUGGUGGCCGAGCCGCAGAUUGCCAUGUUCUGUGGGCGUCAGCUGCUGCACAUGAACCCUGAGACUGGCCAAUGGGAGCCUGACCCGCAGGGCCGCCAGGGCUGCUUCACAGAGCCCAACCAGAUCCUGUCCUACUGCCAAGAGAUGUACCCAGCCCUACAGAUCUCCCAUGUGGAGGAGUCCUCCAGCCCCGUCACCAUCCCAGCCUGGUGUAAGAAGGGCUGGGGCCACUGCCAGACACGCCCCUUCAUCGUCAUGCCCUACCGCUGCCAGGUGGGUGAGUAUGUGAGUGAAGCCCUGUUGGUUCCAGACCGAUGCCGUUUCCUGCACCAGGAGCAGAUGGAUGCCUGUGAGAGCUACGUCUACUGGCACAACAUAGCCAAGGAGGCRUGCACAGCAGACGGUCUGGAGCUGCAUAGUUAUGGGAUGCUGUUGCCGUGUGGCGAACGUUUCCGUGGGGUGGAGUAUGUGUGCUGCCCAGGGAGGGGCGGGUCCAGUGGCAGGGGGGAGACRGAGGGAGGGGACGUUCUCCCAGCAGGACCCCAGGCCCUCACCCCUCAGGUCAAAGUAAACACAGGAGUCAAAGUGACAACACCCACCACAAGCCCCUCUCCUGACACCGAUGUGGAUGAGGCAGACAUGAAGGAGGAAGACGAUGAGAUGGUGGAAGAGAAUGAGCAGGUGGUGGAAGAGGAUGAGGAGGAGGCAGUAGAGGAUGAUGAUGAGGAGGAGGAGGAGGAGGAAGAGGAGGAGCAGCAGCAGGAGGUUGCAGAAGCAGCAGCAGUGAAAGACCCAGAGGAGUAUGAGUACUCCAUUGACUCUGGCCCCUACCAGGCUACUGACUACACAGACUCCUUCUACUAUGAGAAAGGCCAGGGUCAGGCUGGUCGCAACCCCUCCACAUCCCCACCCCAGACCAGGGGAGACAGCCUACCCACCCCUCGCCCCACAGAUGGUGUGGAUGUUUACUUUGAGAUGCCAGGGGACGACAGCGAACACGCCAACUUCCUGCGUGCCAAGAUGGACCUGGAGGAGCGGCGAAUGAAACGCAUCAAUGAGAUCAUGAAGGAAUGGGCUGAGGCUGACAACCAGUCUAAGAACCUGCCCAAGUCUGACCGCCAGGCCCUUAAUGAGCAUUUCCAGUCUGUGUUGCAGACUCUGGAGGAGCAGGUGGCAGGGGAGAGACAGAGGCUGGUGGAGACCCAUCUGGCCCGUGUGGUGGCCACCCUCAACAACAACCGCAGACUGGCCUUGGAGAGCUACCUGACCGCCGUGCAGGCCGAGCCCCCUCAGCCGGAGCGGGUGCUGCAGGCUCUGAAGCGAUACAUGGCAGCAGAGCAGAAGGACCGCAGACACACUCUGAGACACUACCAGCACAUUGAGGCCGUCGACCCCCAGAAGGCUGAGCAGAUGAAGUUCCAGGUCUACACCCACCUCCAUGUGAUUGAGGAGAGGAUGAACCAGAGCUUGGCAUUACUCUACAAGGUCCCUGCCUUGGCUGAGGAGCUGCACGAUGAUAUCCAGGAGCUGGUGAAGGCGGAGCGAGGAGACAUCAGUGAGCUCAUGACCACUUCCUUCUCUGAGACACGCACCACCGAGGAGCUGCUUCCUGCUGAGAGUGAGGAGGAGAAGGAUGAUGAGGAGGAGGAGGAGAGAGCCUUCCAGAACAGGCCCUACCCACCCCGCAUUGACCCACAGCCCAACACUAAGAAAGCCUCUACAGACGAGUAUGACUAUGCCACAUCUGAGAGAAGCCCCACGUAUGAAUAUGAGGAGAAAAUUAACACCUCUGUGGAGCUCAAGCACGUGGUCUACAAGUCUCCUGAGAUCCAGACAGAUGAACUGCAACCAGACGCCCUGGAGACGUUCAACCGCGGGGCCAUGGUGGGGUUGCUCGUGGUUGCCGUGGCCAUCGCCAUGGUGAUGGUGAUUAGUCUGUUGCUGGUGCGCAGGAAGCCGUAUGGCACCAUCAGCCACGGGAUCGUGGAGCAGGUUGACCCCAUGCUGACCCCAGAGGAGCGCCAACUAAACAAGAUGCAGAACCACGGCUACGAAAACCCCACCUACAAAUUCUUUGAGCAAAUGAACUGAGGCGGUGGGUGUGGCCUCCCGGUCAUGCCCAAUCACACGAUGCGCUCCCUUUCCUUGCUUCCCCUCCUAGGGGCAGUCCCAGUCACACCCCCUAUGAUGUAUUAAGACGUAUCAUUACGACCAACACUUUAAUGUAACUUGACAAGCAAAUAGGGGGUAUAUGCCCCAAACCUCUGACUAACCAUGUCCCCACAUCA